AUGAGCCGCGCUCGGGGGGCGCUGUGCCGGGCCUGCCUCGCGCUGGCCGCGGCCCUGGCCGCGCUGCUGCUGCUGCCGCUGCGGCUGCCCCACGCGCCCGCCCCGACCCCGGCCCUGACCCCCGAUGUCUCCCGCCUACGGCCGGACGACGUCUUCAUCGCAGUCAAGACCACCCGGAAGAACCACGGGCCGCGCCUGCGCCUGCUGAUGCGCACCUGGAUCUCCCGGGCCCUCCGGCAGACGUACAUCUUCACGGACGGAGAAGACCCUGAGCUCCAGCUGCAGGCAGGCGGCCGUAUGAUUAACACCAACUGCUCUGCUGUGCGCACCCGCCAAGCGCUCUGCUGCAAGAUGUCUGUGGAGUACGACAAGUUCAUCGAAUCUGGACGCAAGUGGUUCUGCCACGUGGAUGAUGACAACUAUGUGAACCCCAAAAGCCUACUGCACCUGUUGUCCACCUUCUCUUCCAACCAGGAUGUUUACCUGGGGCGGCCCAGCCUGGACCACCCCAUUGAGGCCACUGAGAGGAUCCAGGGAGGCGGCACUGUAACCACAGUCAAGUUUUGGUUUGCUACUGGUGGAGCUGGAUUCUGCUUGAGUAGGGGUCUUGCUCUCAAAAUGAGCCCAUGGGCCAGCCUGGGCAGCUUCAUGAGCACUGCUGAGCGUGUGCGGCUUCCGGAUGACUGCACCGUGGGCUACAUUGUAGAAGGGCUGCUGGGUGCGCGCCUGCUGCACAGUCCCCUCUUCCACUCCCACCUCGAGAAUCUUCAGAGGCUGCCACGGGAUGCUGUGCUUCAACAGGUCACACUGAGCUAUGGGGGUCCUGAGAACCCACAUAAUGUGGUGAACGUGGCCGGAAGCUUCAGCCUACAGCAGGACCCUACACGGUUCCAGUCUGUACACUGCCUUCUCUACCCAGAUACUGACUGGUGUCCCAUCCAGAAUAGGGAUGACCUCGCCUCCUGGUGACUAACAUUUGCUGGUGGCUGAUCUGCCUGGCUGCCUGCAGGCUGGAGACCAGGUGCAUCGGGAGAAUGAGGACAGCUGGCCUGUCCAUGCUGAGACCAUCCAGGAAUUGUGGGAAAUGCAGUGCUGCUGAGGCAACAGACAUCCUGCCCCAUGGUCGUUCCCACAGGACAUGGUCUCCACUCUAGUGUGUGUCGCCUGGGAGGAGACUGGCUUUCCGCCUCCGCAGGGCUGUGUCUUGCAGGACCUGGUGCAGAAGGCAGCUUGGGUGCUGAGGAGUUUGAUCCAGGCCCAGCCACAGACUCUUUCUGGCAGGCCUCCCAGGGCCACUGACCAUAUGCAGGCUGUGCCUGGCCAGCAGGUGCUUAGGAUUGACCCACAGCUGUGCCUCUGGCAGAGCUGCUUUUCUUCCAAAGCCUCCAUCUCCUGCCUCCUCCUGGGGACCUCCAGCAUACUUUUCUUUUCUCUGACUUGUUGUUCAGUUUUCCUCCCUGAGUUUCCUCCAGAUCCAUAGUGCAGCCAGAGCAUUUCCCCUGGGCCCCCCAGGAGUGAGGUGUAGACCCAGUGCCUUUCAUGGGGGACUAGCACCUGGGAACAGUCCCUUCUCUGCUUCUGCCUCACUGCACUGCAGGACCAAGUAAAGGCUUCAUUGUCCUUCUCA
Jaculus jaculus (lesser Egyptian jerboa) is the source of this 1627-nucleotide messenger RNA. It is a transcript of the gene Rfng, whose product is annotated as RFNG O-fucosylpeptide 3-beta-N-acetylglucosaminyltransferase. The record is from RefSeq and is a predicted model, not a curated record. The coding region runs from base 1 to 969 and encodes 322 amino acids. The transcript has 8 exons. Gene Ontology annotation, molecular function: O-fucosylpeptide 3-beta-N-acetylglucosaminyltransferase activity. NCBI's taxonomy places the organism in Eukaryota, Metazoa, Chordata, Mammalia, Rodentia, Dipodidae. Gene Ontology annotation, biological process: regulation of Notch signaling pathway; pattern specification process. Gene Ontology annotation, cellular component: Golgi membrane.